CAGCUGAUGAAAAGGACGCGACUUCGAACACGAUGGUGAUCAUGAUCAUCGGGGUCAUCCUACUCUUCGGAAUUAUUGCAGUAGUCACCCUCCUACUCCUCGUUGAGGACGUGUCGGAUUCCAGUCAAGACACGGAGGUCGAUUUCGGAGGUGAAGCAGGUGGCAGCACAAGCGGAAGUGGAGCAAGCGUACAAGUACCGAGUAGAGUAGGCGGAACCGGUGGCAACCGCCAGCCUGGAGGCGUUCUCGAUCCUCCUCCAGUCUCCGUCGUGCUGGUGACGCCGAGACCAAGGCCAUCAGGCGCCGAGGUGAUCUGCACGGUGGGCAGCUUCGCGCUCUUCGACUACAUGUACCCGCCGGACAAGCUCUGCAACUACCUGUUCUACACCGACGCCACCGUGGUCAAUGGCUCGCUGCACGGCGUCGAGGGAGACGCCAGCUGGAAGCAGUUCAAGGCGCACAUGAAGACCUACACCAUGACGGAAGGCGGGAUUAGCUUCGACGCCCGCUACUUGGACCCGCACAUGCUGCAGCACGUGCAACAGGAACUCGCCAAUCUCGCAGCGGACAACAUCAAACACUACGGCUUUCUCAAAGUAUUAGGACGACUUAACAGGAUCGAUGUGUACCUGCUUACCGCCAUACUUGCGCUUAAAAAAUUGAAGACUCAAGCCUCCGACGCCAGCAGAAGGCUUGUGCUGGCAAUCGGUUUUUACGAUUACAACGAGCCGAACGCCUGGGAGCGCUACGGCUCCGCGAUCAAAGAAGCCGUCGAAAAGACGGAGGCUGACACGGUCAUCGCGAUCAGUUCCACUGGCUGGAUAGAGAACCUACAGACGUGCCUCUCCGCUCCAACCUCGGUGUUCGACAGCAAGAGACUCACCGAUCCCCAGAGAACAGCUGCAAAGUCCUACCCCGACCUCAACACCCACGCAGACCUGGUCGACUCCAGGUACUCCAAGAGAACCACUAAGCUGGGUCUCUCUCUCGAGAUGGGCACGCUGGUGUACGUGCUGAAUGCAUACGAGACAGAUCUCGACAACAGGGCGUACCAACCGUGCAAAAACUUCUACCUCGCACAAUCAGACGUAAUGGGCUGUCGACAUUCGACAACCAGCACCUUGCUGCCAGGUGGCAUAAAAAUAGCCUCCCCAUUUACUGACGAGAAAAUACUGUUUAGCUGGGAGGACGAUGAGUCUUUCAAAGAUAAGUUGGACGCCCUCAGGAAGUCCGGCAAGCUUCGCGCAGGCUGGUCGUGGCUUCUUUACAACGUUCACCUCGGGGACUUCACCGGGAACUGCACGGCGGACCCUUUCGAGCGGGUCCGGUUCUUCAAGCAACGUCUGAAUGCGUCUGGCUGAGUCUUCGGAGCGUGAUGGUUGGACUUGUUUUUGGCGUGGACGGUUUCCAUCUGUUCGCUUGUGGAACAAUACAGACCGUGCCGGCGAAAGAAGCUUUGAGUCGUCUGUGAUGUGCUAGAUACAUGUUGUUACUGAAA
Molecule: messenger RNA, 1498 nt
Organism: Dermacentor albipictus
Lineage: Eukaryota; Metazoa; Arthropoda; Arachnida; Ixodida; Ixodidae
Source: RefSeq, a predicted model, not a curated record